Messenger RNA from Plasmodium vivax (malaria parasite P. vivax), 6543 nucleotides. RefSeq lists its product as hypothetical. NCBI's taxonomy places the organism in Eukaryota, Apicomplexa, Aconoidasida, Haemosporida, Plasmodiidae. The coding region runs from base 1 to 6543 and encodes 2180 amino acids. The record is from RefSeq and is a predicted model, not a curated record. The transcript is spliced from 2 exons.
AUGGAGGAGAGGCUGAACCUGUACUUCUACCCCCUGCAGAGGCUGAAGAUCUAUGGAGAGCCAAACAAGAUAGAGGUGGCGCUAACCCCGCUUAAGCACACAGACCGAGGAAAGGAGGAAGGAAUAGCAUCGCUAAAUUGCAGGCCGGUGGAAAACCCACACAUGGUGUACGACGCGCUAAAUGCUAACAUACUAAAUGAAAUUAAAAAUUUCCACGCGAACGAUAAGGUGUACCAUGUGGUGGCCUCGACUGAGCAUUCGACUCGGGGGAAGGCGAAGGGGCGCGACUGGGAUGGAGGGGGAGACGAGGAGGAGAACGAGGAAGGGGGGGAAGAGGACGAUGGGGAGGACGCCGAGGUUGAAGACGAUGAGGAUGAUGUGGAGGAGGAGAAGGAGGAGGACGACGAUGGGGAGGACUACCGUGACGACUGCUACUACACAGAUGCGGACUCAAAUCCGGAUGAACAUGGCGAGGCUCCCCCAACGCGCGCAGAUGGAACGCUCCCCAAGAGAGGGGACAACUCGAGUAAAAGUCAGACGCACCGCUGGAGCGGGGCAGUCGGCGACAGGAAAAGGGCAAUACGGAGCUGCAUCAACUUCCUGCGCAACUCGCGCCAUUACGAGAGGGAAAUCCGCAGAGACCACACCAGGGUGCGGGCAUCACUAGACGUGGUUAACACCCUGGCCACCUUUUACAUAGACAAGAGCAUGCACCUGGACAGCAGGUACGCAUACGACCUUCGCGUCAACGUCAAGUGCCCCGUUUUGGUGAUGCCCGGCGGGUUCUACAAUAAUGAAGUGAAGCUGAUGGAGGCGCAAAUUGGCGAGUGUGUUUACGAUCAAGCGGCGGGGAGUGGUCUGCCAGGGGGGAGUGGUCUGCCAGGGGGGAGCGGUUUCCCUGGGGGGAGCCCCCCCCCCGGCGAGUACCUGCCCGUGAACCUGAAGCUCCAGUUCGACAACGAGGUGACCAUCGUGCCGACGAACCUGUCCACGGGGAACUACGACGCGAACGAGAGGGGACUCCUGCCCACCUACUACAGGUACUCACACAAGCUGGGGCUCGCCAAAGAGUACAACCGAAAGCGCUCCUAUCGAAACGAUUAUAAAAUUGAAGGGAAUCACCUCCUCUACAAACUGGACAGAAGCUUCACCGAGUUGAGUCAAAAGGAGUCCAUUGCUGUCAGCAAGUAUUUAAAAAUAAAGGAAAUAAAAACGGACACGAAUAAUAUUAACGAGUCGGUUGUGUAUGCCCGGAAUGACGUCGGGCUGGUCAUUUUCCAGGUGCAGUACGCUCCGGGGGAGGGGUUCCCUUGGGGUGGUGCGCAGGAGGGCCCACUCUAUGGGGGAGAAGAACUCGACGAGGGAGAAAAACUCGAUGAGGGCGAUUGGCACACCUCCCAUAUAUGGCAAAGGAACAGGUGCGCUGCGCGUGAGGAGGCGUUCCCCAUUUUGGACUACAAGAUAAAAGUGGCCAAGGACAUCCUCCUGUUUGACCGGCUGAUGCAAAUCUGCCCGAGCACGUGGUCCUACGGGAGGUGCACCCUGCUGGGGAAUUACAACAGUUUGUAUUCCUACGACUUAGAAACGAACCUACUAGAAAUCGUCGAGUUGAAGAAGAGAGGGGGGUACUUCAAAAAAUAUGAUACUGCUCUCUGCCUGUGCUACCUCCAAGAUGAUAACACUCUCCUGCUGGGAUGCCGCAGCUUAUAUGUGUAUGACAAAAGGGAGAAAUUCCUCACCCGGUUUAACACAAGCAGUAGUGGCGUCAAGAGAGUGUCCAAGAAGACCAUCGGGCAGAAGGCACGAGAUCAUUUCUUGGCUGGCAUUCCAUUAGAAAUGAAAACACAGCAAGAAAAUGCAUUGUAUGAAGAUAAAAAUAGAUCCCAUUUUAAUAGAGGCUACACAGCAGUUGCCAAGAACCCAGACUUCCCCUUUAUCGUUGCAUCUGUGAAUGCUUCCUUUAACGUUAUAGAAGUUUGGGAUCUAAGGAACCAAUUUGAACCCGUCUUUCUCUUCCCAUUAAACAUUUCUGAAUUCACAGAAUCUCAUUUUAGACACAUCGAGUGGAUCUCCAUCCCCCCAGGUGGACACAACGGCUAUGAGCAGAGGACGAGAUACAAUUUGCUUACCUUUUCUUACUAUGAGAGCUUGGUCUACGUACGGAGGAUUUCAAUUCGUGAUGACUUUACGGGCUACAAAGAUUUGGGGAUGCAGGCCUAUACAAAUGGGGCCCUCAGUUUUGCCUACAACUACACGUUUGGGGGGAAGGAAGCCCUGGGGGGGGCAGCCUUAGAGAGGACUUCCAACCUGGGGGGGGCACCCUUAGAGGGAACCUCCAACCGGGGGGGGGCAGCCUUAGAGAGGACUUCCAACCUGGGGCACCCCCCUCCUUCUACCCACGCAGAGGAGGUAAACAACGCAGUUGCUUCUUCCCUCGGUCAGGACAAACGGGAACACGAUUUCUCUCUGGAUAGAUUGUGCGCCCAAGGGGGGAGCGCCACUCUCAUGGGGGAUAAUGGCAAGCAACCCGCGGAGUGCCCUCUACAACGCUCGCAUAACGAUGGUGAUGAGGAAGCGGCCCCCCAGGUGGAGGUAGCUCCCCAAGUGGAACCCCUCCUCGCAAACCACAUGCACCUGCGGGAGGACAUCCCCUUCAACCACAUAUUCAGCUACAAAACGGUGAAGAUGCACGUGGAGGAGUCCCUCCUGGUGGACACGGCCAAGUUCACCCCCAUGCAGAAGAACAAAACGGAGUCGAUCAGACUCAUCUCCGACCACGCCAAAUACAGUUCCAUCAACAGCAACAUGUAUAAUUUAUUUUUCGGGGUCUAUGGGAUGAAAUUCGUGCAAUUGUGUGUGCCGGUUUUGUACUGCAGUGGAGAGGCUGAGGGGGGCGCUCUCAGGGGGGCACUUCCCAGAGGGGCACCUCCAAUAGGGGCACUUCCAAUAGGGGCACUCCCAAUAGGGGAACACCUCGAGGAACGCUUCUACUUCGACGGGAAGAGCACCCGGACGCGGAAAUAUUUUGUGAAGAAAAAAAACACAGAAGGGAGGGGACCCCCCGUGAAGAGGCAAGAAAUCGUGGGGAUCAAAUUUGACUACGUUCAGUUCAUUUUGCACACGAACUCUGGGGGGCAACUGUUCUGCACGCCCGUCAACUUGUGCGUGAGAAACCUUCCUCAGGAGCAGGCGAAGGGGUGGCUCCCCGUAAAUCGGCCCUACGCGGCGAGCACCUACCGCAAUGAGGGCCUCUCCGCGAUGCUCGGCGGGUUCGCCGACCUGUUGCAGAAUAGGCGGCGCGGUGGGGAGGAGCGGCGCGACGCGGACACGGAGCAACGCCCUGGAGAGGCGAAGCAAAACCCUGAAGAGACGAAGCAACACCCUGAAGAGACGAAGCAACGCCCUGGAGAAACCCCGCCGCAGUCUGCCGACUGGUCGCCAAACCCACACAUCUACGGCGAGCAGCAGCAAGACGAAUUCAACUUUCUCAAUGCAAACGAUUUAGAAGGGAUCAUGUCAAACGGGGUCGACCGCGUAGAAGGGGGUGUCCAUUCCCCCACGGUGGAGGAAAAAAAUAGCAAAAAAAAAAGCCAAAAAAAAAUAGAAAUGAUGGAUGCCGAGCAGCAGGGGAAGUUCACCCCCCAUGUUGACUUCCUGCAACUGAGCAAGGACAAUUACGAAAUGUUAAAGCACACAGAGUCUCCCUUCCACAACGUAACUUACGAGUGCCUAAACCACUUGUUCAAGCUAAUGUGUCGAGACAAAAUCCUAGUCGUGCAGAAUAAUAGAAACGCCAUAAAGAUUUAUAGCUUGAGGAAAGGGUUCCAAUUAAGCAAAACGCUUGUCUUCAAAAUUAGGGGGUGCCUUGAGAGGGAGCUCUCUUCGUCUAACUCGCCGUCCGCCACCCUGGUUGAGGAGUUGCCUGACCAUGUUCAUCAGAAAACGGGGGAAGUGAGGGGUUUACCGGUGGAUAGGCAGUCUUCCUGCUGUGACCCCGUCGGGGGGUCUCUCACAACGCCAGAUGCAAUUCCCCCGCAGGGUCGACACGGUAGUAGAUUCCCCGCUUUAGGCCCCUCCCCUGCUAACUGCAACGAGGAGGAGGCACCUAAUGAGGUGAACAGAUUGACCAACCAGGAUGCUUCUUCGGGGGAAGAAGAAAAGGAGGAGGGGGUACCUGAACGCGCAAGGGGAAAUCGGGAGAAAAGCCUCACGCAGGACGUCACGCAGGGCACCGCGCAGGGUAUAACGAAGAGUGUCACACGAAGGGACCCCCCCGGAGAAGGCAACAUCCGCAGCUGCGCCAGCGGAAAGCCCCCCAAGCGUGCGCCGAAACAGUCGGACUUGAUCAUCGAGCGGAUGCAGGAGUGGACCCGGGGCGGCAACCCCCAGAGGGGAAGAAACCCCACCAGUGGAAGCACCGCGGAGAGGGGACAACAAAACGGAAAAGGGAACAGAAAAAAGAGCAUAAAAAAGAGCAGAAAAAAGAACAAAAUAUACGAGAAGAACAAAAAAGUGACUCCCUCCCAGUGCCGCAACAGUGAGACCCUCUGCUCGAAGCACAGCCUUUACGAGCUCUUUGCAAAAUAUAAUGUAAGGGACGAGUUUAAGCACGACGUCAUUCAGACCAAUCUUGUUCCCAAUUGCAGUUACGUUAAUGUAAAUUACCUGAACAAGACAUUCUUUAGGGAAAGGAAAUAUGCCUUCUGCACUUUUCACCUGAACAAAUUUUUUUAUGUGCAAACGGUGGCCGACUUGACGCUGUCUGCCUAUGGGCUGACUGACCAGAUGAGGAGCCAGUUUGUGAGGGACAGCCGUCCGUACGUGACCUACUCGCCCAAUUUGCAGCCCAGUCGGAUUCUCAAGGGGGCGCCCGAGAGGGUGGGAAGCGGUGGAGGAGAUAGCAGCGGAGGCAACGGCGAUGGGCGCGAAUUCCCUAACCACAGUGAGACACUCUUUUACGAACAGAGCGCCUUUAACCUUCCGGCACUGCUGCUAAACCUGCUGGGCGAGAAGGAAAGCGUCACUCACAGCUUUGGGGAAGCGAAGGAAAAGCGUAACGGCCACAAACGUAGUAACAACGUAGAAGAGGAGGAAGCACCCCCCAUCGAAGUGGACCCAGAUUUCGACCAAUUCGGGCAGAUCACCAACUUUUUGUCCCCAAAUGAGGGCUACCCAUUUGACGCGCUGGGAGAAUUAAACGGACACGUAGAGGAAGGGAACGACUAUCAUCAACCGAGCGAGCAGCAAAGCAGUGGAAGCAAUGUGGACCCCUUUGGUAAUUUUGUGCAGAAUGAGGGGGCAGAAGAAAUUGGCGAUUUUAAGAAGUCCCCCCGGGGAGAUCUACCACAGGUGGGAGCAGCCACCAAACGGGGAGAAACCGCCAAGGGAAGAUACCCCCUGUCGGUCCUAACACACGCGCACAAGAUGAAGGAGCUGCUCUGCCUGUACAACCAGGGAGGAGUGCAGCACAUCCUGGAUACAAUGAAAAAAGCAAAGUUGGGAAAAAGAAAUAAAAAAAAAAAAAAAAAAAAAAACGAAAAGCGGGUGAGGAAACUCUGCGAGGAUGUCUCCAAAGAACUGAACAAAUGUGUGGCCGUAAAAAACUUCCUCUUUUACGACGCGCCCAUUUGUUUCUGCCUGUAUGGAAAUGACCCGAAUAAUAAAAGGCAAUACAACACCUACAUAAAUUCGUAUACGUUCCUUUUCAACGUGGUACGAUUCUUCGGCAACAACGCUGCGGUUGGGGAUGAAAUUGGGCGACUCUACCUACAUGGCUGUCUGUCGUCUGCUUGUGAAAAGGAAAGUGCUGAAAUGGCAGCCCAUUGCUUAAGUGAAGAGGGCCACCAGAAUGGGAAAACUUCACUCAAAGGGCAAUCUUCCCCUCAGGUGGAUGAAACAGCUGAGGGGGGGGACCCCUUCUGGGAGGAUGACCCCUUCGUGCGACUGAGACGUGCCAGUCGUAUUAACAGCUUGGACAGCAGGGAUGGACUCCCCAAUUACGACCACCUGCUUCACAAAUUCAAAAGGAGUGGCCUACUCUUCAUGAGCAAAGACAUCACGUACCAAACGUUCCAACACAUACUGCAGAAUGAGUACUACAUCCCUGUGCCGAAAUAUAUGAAAAACGACAUCAAAAUGAAUGAAAAGAAUUUCCAGUGCACUCCAGUCAGCUGCUUCAAAAAUCAUGUCAUUGGGUUUUACAACAAAAAAUUAUCGGACGUAUACAAUUCCAUCGAUUUUCGCGAUUUAAAAAAAUUUGACAUGCACCAGUAUGUAUACCACGAAUACUUUAACCUUUCGGGCAUUCAGACGGGCACCUCUGGAAGUGCCACUUUGGAUAAGUACAUAGACCAUGGAGAGGGGAAGUGUAGCAAUUCAGCUGCUUUAGGUGGUUUUAAAGGAGGUUACAAAAUGGACUGCGCUUUGCUGAACAAGCUGUAUAAGUUGUGGCCCAGUGAAUCCCACAGCUGCGAAUCCGGGGGGGAUUACUUGGAAAUGAUGAAGACGCUGGAAAAUAGGAAAAAGGCUAUCUUUCACAAGUAG